GAAAAAAAAAAAAAGGAAAAAAAAAACAGGAUGUUCACAUGAGUUGCGCUCUUGCUCCACCAGCAACGGUGAAAACGUCCCCACCGAAAAAACAGGGAAAAAAAAAGAAGGAAAGCAUGGGUGAAAAGAAAACAUAUUCCUAGAAUCGACCGUGCUGUGGCUGCGGGGACCGCCGCCCUCUCACUCUCUCACCCCUUUGACUUUGUCGCGAAAGUCAAGUGGGGACCCUGCCCCACCCCUCCAGACUCCACGAGGCCGGCUCCCGAUAAAACGCGGCCCCCCCUCUCUCCUCCUUUUCAGACACCACGAGCGAGGCCGGAUCCAAUGCCCAUCCCCACCACCACCAUCUCUCUCCUCCCACCAACAGCGCCAACAAUAAACUAGACCCAAAAGUCAGCGCCCCCCUUCCUUCCCUUCCCUUCCUCCAUAGCCAGCAAGAACGAGCUCGGGUGACGCCGGCCAUGGAGGGGGACGCCGGGUGCUACUACCUCGGCGGCGGCUGCAACGACUGGGACCUCAACGCCGUCGUUCGCUACGCCUGCCGCGGCCGUGUCCCGCCGCCGCCCCCCUCGGACGACCCCUUCUCCUCCUUCCUCCCCCCGCCGGUGCCCGCGGUGGAAGACCACGGGAUGCCCCACGCCGCGGAUCCGCCCGUCAACGGGAACGGGGUCUCUGAUGCCGUCGACGAGCUCUCCAUUGCCUUCUUCGCACCGUCGUCAACGGGGACUCUGCUGCCAACCUCGCCUCAGCCGCCGCCGCUGCAGCAGCAGCCAGCGGCGCCAACGAACCAAGAAAUGGUGCCGAUGCAACAAGACGAGCCGGUGCCGCCUCCGGUGCUGCAGGCCGCGGGCGUGCAAGGCCCCGUCGGCGAAGGGUCGAGAUCCAAGAGAAAGAAGAAGGUGGUGAAGAAGGUGGUGAAGCGGGUGGCGGCGGACGGCACGUCGGCGGACCCGUGGGCGUGGCGCAAGUACGGGCAGAAGCCCAUCAAGGGGUCGCCGUACCCGCGCGGGUACUACCGGUGCAGCACCGACAAGGCGUGCGAGGCGCGCAAGAUGGUGGAGCGCUGCCGCGACGACCCCAACUCCUUCAUCCUCACCUACACCGGCGGCGAGCACAGCCACCCCGCCCCCGCCCACCGCAACUCCCUGGCCGGCACCACGCGCAACAGGCAGGCGCCGGACCCAGCUCCCAGACACCAGGGCGCUCCCGCCGCCAAAGCCACCGGGGAGUCGUCGUCGGCGGCCGCGGCGCCGGAGCCGAGCCCAGGGCAGUCGACGUCGGGCGGGAUGUCCCCGACGACGCCCCUGCGCACGCCAUCCAUGGAGGAGGAGUACAACCAGGAGGAGGAACUGGACGAGGCCGCCGGCGGCGCAAGUCGGCCGUCCAAGGACGCGGAGAUGGCCCGCGAGACUGAGAUGAACAAGCUACUGGAUGCCUGCGUGCACCCGAGGGACGACGCCGGCAUCUUCGUGGAGGAGACGUUCGUGGUGACGCCGUGGGCCACGGCCCUCGGCGGCGCGGCCGGGUGGAGUUGACUCCGCCGUUACCGUACAUUGCCAUAUAUAGCAGCAUGCUGUCAAUCAUAAUCCUGGCUCGUUGCAGCAGCAGUAGAAACAGAAGAAAAAGAAGGAAAAAAAAGAUAGAGGUGGAAGAGAGCAUCUGAUCCAUGCUACAACCCCAGUGCCGGCCGGCAAGUAGUUAUUCGCCUAGUGUAAUUAAGUGCUAAUUAGCUCUUGAGUAAUAGCGAGUGUUCUUUGAUGGCUUGA
Hordeum vulgare subsp. vulgare (domesticated barley) is the source of this 1766-nucleotide messenger RNA. RefSeq names its product WRKY transcription factor 22-like. NCBI's taxonomy places the organism in Eukaryota, Viridiplantae, Streptophyta, Magnoliopsida, Poales, Poaceae. The record is from RefSeq and is a predicted model, not a curated record. The transcript is spliced from 2 exons. Gene Ontology annotation, molecular function: transcription cis-regulatory region binding; DNA-binding transcription factor activity. The coding region runs from base 462 to 1535 and encodes 357 amino acids. Gene Ontology annotation, biological process: regulation of DNA-templated transcription. Gene Ontology annotation, cellular component: nucleus.